GUGAAGCCACGCCGCCCCCAACUUGCCGCGAUAUCUGAACCGCAUUUCGUACGGACGUUUUAUUUUGCUUGCUGAAUUGAAGUUGCGAGAGUGAAUUAAAAGUUAUCCCGUUUUUUCUCGAAACAGUAUCCAACUUUUGUUCAGUAAAAUUAAACUUAGAUUCCGAUCGCUCGAUCGUAAGUGAAUGCGUUUGUGAUUUUCGUUGUACAAAGUUUAUUUUCGUCGCCCGAACCGUGUGUAUGUGCAUUAAUUCCAAACAUAGCCAAAUAUUAUAGUAAUAGCUUAGUUUCCCGCUUUAGACUCUACCCUUCGGUCCAAAAAAGUGACUUAUUAGCAACUGCUGAUAUCAAUCCUUCAUAUCUUGUAAUUGUAAAUAUUUUCUAAGAGUAUUGUGUAUCUGGUUCGAGGACCAAAGUUCUGGAUAUUAUACUUAAAGGCUUAAGUGUAGUGCUUUGUGUAAAUAUAUGUAACGCGAACAUAUCUAUGCAGUGAGUCCGUACUCCUGUCGAAGUUAACGACAACGAAGACUAAUUGAUAUUGAUUUUUCACACACCAACACAAGUAAUUCGAGUCAAUUGAUAGACGUGAGCAGCUGCUGAGUAAAUACGAUAAACAUGUCGGCUCCAACAACUGACAGCACAGAAGCCAUCACCAACUCUGGCUACGGCAGCAGCGAUGAAACUGCGAGUUUACUCGUCACUGGACCCUCAGUCACCGUCAUUGUUCCAUCAGAAAACAGAACAGUUAAACCAGUUCUGCAAAGACAAGACUGUACAACCCAUCUACGACCUCAAUUAUCAGGCGGGCCUGGCAGUGAAGAAAGUGCAACAUCUAUCAGAAUGGAAGAAGGUACUGCAAGAAGUGUCCCUGACAUCGAGCUCCAAUGCCGGGAACCGGCAGACCGACCUCAGACACUUGUGUCUCCCGUAGCGACGUGCUCGCAUAGAGGGUCAGUGACCGCCUGCCAGUUAGUUCCGCAAACAUACUCGAGAUGUCGCGUGUGCGAGCGGCGACAGUCUACCGCACCAAUUUCAGCACUACAACUAGCGCGCUCUGUGUCGAGAGAGAGCGUUCGCUCGGCCGUGCACUACCCUUGCGGCUGUAGUUCACUUCAUGCCGUCAGUACAUGCCCCGUCAUACAACCCCCGGCGCUACUGUUGCCUACAACUAGUACAAGAAUAAUCCGCCAGAGUUCGCAGCCUGAAUCUAGCGCAUGCGCGGCGCACUGCCCUCAUCACGCUCACCAUCACCCCAGCGCCUCUCUGCGGCAAUUGCGAGAACCGGGAGACGGCAUCGCUGGCAUCGCUGCGGACUCUCUGCGAAUCAACGGGGGUAUGCGCCCUUUCAAACAGGGGCUGCUCCUCUGUCCACAAACCCUGUCGCAGACGCGCCGAGCCCGGCUGAGACGUGCAUUCACUGAAGCCACGGGGGAUACUGUUAACUACGUUAAAACGCUGCGGAAGCCGGUGUCGACGCUCUCGAUCCCGGGCGCGAUGAAGGCGUACUCGGGUGGAGGGAGGGACGCGGGAGGCGAGGAAGCAGGCGUCGCUCUAGUCGGCGUGCACAGCGAGUACCCGCGCUUCGGCGAAGAACGAGCGCUUGGCGGCGGCACGUACAAGGGCGGGGGGACAGCUAAGCACAAACCCAAUAUAGGAUAUAGGUUAGGUAGAAGAAAGGCGUUAUUCGAAAAAAGGAAACGAAUAAGUGACUACGCUUUAGUAAUGGGAAUGUUUGGUAUAAUAAUUAUGGUUAUAGAAAAUGAACUUUCAAGUGCUGGUGUAUAUACUAAGGCGUCAAUAUAUUCGCAGGCGUUGAAGACGCUUAUAUCAAUGUCGACUGUGAUUUUACUUGGCCUAAUCGUCGCGUACCACGCUUUAGAAGUCCAGUUAUUUAUGAUAGACAACUGCGCUGACGACUGGCGGAUAGCAAUGACGUGGCAGCGGAUAGCUCAAAUUGGCCUCGAGCUUGCUAUCUGUGCCGUACAUCCUAUCCCUGGUCAAUAUACCUUUACCUGGACCACAAAACUUGCAAACAAAGGCGGAGUUAUAGGCGUUGAAGUAGUUCCUUAUGAUGUCACGCUGUCUCUGCCGAUGUUCUUUCGACUCUAUUUAAUAUGCAGGGUCAUGUUACUUCACAGUAAAUUAUUCACAGAUGCUUCGUCCAGAAGUAUAGGAGCUUUAAACAGAAUUAAUUUUAACACUAGAUUUGUCUUGAAGACACUUAUGACAAUUUGCCCCGGCACCGUGUUACUAGUUUUUAUGGUAUCUCUUUGGAUAAUCGCGAGCUGGACUCUUCGGCAGUGUGAAAGGUUCCACGAUGAAGACCAUGCCAAUUUGCUAAACUCAAUGUGGCUGACAGCUAUAACGUUCCUCUGUGUUGGCUACGGUGAUAUAGUCCCCAACACUUACUGCGGCCGUGGCAUUACCCUCACCUGCGGUAUGGUGGGAGCUGGAUGCACAGCGUUAUUAGUCGCGGUUGUUUCAAGAAAAUUAGAAUUAACUAGAGCCGAGAAGCACGUUCAUAACUUCAUGAUGGACACACAGCUUACUAAAAGACUGAAAAAUGCCGCUGCCAACGUGCUUCGGGAGACGUGGUUAAUAUACAAACACACGAGGCUUGUCAAACGAGUCCAUCCUGGAAGAGUGAGAACGCAUCAAAGAAAAUUUUUAUUAGCUAUUUAUGCGUUACGGAAAGUAAAAAUGGAUCAGAGGAAGCUGAUGGACAAUGCCAAUACUAUUACAGAUAUGGCAAAGACCCAGAAUACAGUCUACGAGAUUGUUUCGGACAUGAGUACGAGGCAAGACACCAUUGAAGAGAGGCUGACUAGUUUAGAAGAAAAACUUACUUCAUUACAGGAACAAGUAAAUAAUUUACCAGAUGUAAUGGCUCGGUGUCUACAGCAGUGUUGGGAACGGGCGGAGCAGAGAAGAAAUUUCCUGCAUCCCGACACUGCUGCUGUGCCUACUCCGCCCUCAUCUACUAUUACGCCUUACACCAGAACGCUGGCGACAGCGUCACAUCCCUGGCCCCCAAGCCCAGUGCUGCAGCCGGCGGGGCGAACGCAUUCGGCUCCAGAGAGCACGACUACGCAUACGCCUUCGCCAGCGCAGCCGCAGCCUUCUAGCCCCGCUCCACACGCGUCUCGGCCUCCUCUACCCAGCUGAGUACCGCCUUCCAACUCCGAACUCCUGUGCUGAACUCGACGAAACUCGGCGCCCGUCCUCUGACCCCCCCUUCAUGACUACGCCCGAAAGAGGUUGUCGGGGAAGUUGUUUUACAAUGGAAGACAGAGAUUUGAAGAUACUAGUUCAAUGAACGCUUUGCACGAAAAAUAUUAAGUUUUUACCCCGAUAUCAAGCAAAAAUUACGCAGAAUUUGCUAUUGAAUAACAAUAUUAAUCUCACUAAUAGCACGCGAUACGAAUAAGAAACUAUUGACUUUUCAUAUUGCCAUUUUAUCUCAUGUUUCCUCCAUAAAACUGCAAAUCAAAACGAACAUUUACUAUGUGAAGAUUUGUAUUUUUAUACCGUCAUGAAACAAAUCCGUUUAUUGAAACUAUUUUCGACAUCUUUAUCUUACGUUGGGUGACGAACGGAAAAAGUGAAACGAUUUUCUCGGCAUACCGAAGGACCACGCCGCGGUGCGAGACAAGGUCAGCCGUAGUUUUCUUCGCUGUUCCCCAAAGUUUCGGAUGUGCCAGACUGUUUUUUAGUGAUAUUGUUUAGAUAGUGAAAAGAAAUGAGGCGGUACGGACUUGCUGUUGUGAUUAUACAAAUGCUUUAUCGAUAGACGCUUUAGCUAAUUACGUUAGACGAUAUUUUGAAUACAUUAUCGGAAUUAGUAUAGAUAGUUAUUACCAACACGUCUGUUCACGUUUUAUCUGAUGUUCGAGGAACCAAUAACACUGUUUUAUAAGCUGAGUGUGUUUUUACUAAGGUUUUUGUGAACGCCACCGAUAUUGUGACAUUGAGAAGUCUUUGGAAACGAAUUUAAGAGUAGUCACUUUCAUAGAUUUCUUAAUGUACAGACACAUAGCAGUAAAAAUUAAUAUAGUGACUAAUGAAAUAGUUAUAUAACACAUAGAUUUGCAUUUAUAUUUUGCAGUCAAUAAAUAAACUGACUGUAUAGGCAUUUAUUGUAAAGUACACAUCGUAGUCACUAUACAUUGGUUUCGGUUCAUUGUAUAAGUAUAUAACGUAUGGAAAGUAACACGAUUUGGAAUAAUUAUAUCACAAUGCCAGACUUAGCUAUGAAAUAAAAACUAUACGUUACUCCAUCUACUUUAGAAUUGUAAAUGUCACCUUGGAUAGUAUUCGAACAAGAAUCGAAAUAUAUUUUAUACAUAAAUAAUAAUAUAAAACAGUAAUCU
Spodoptera litura is the source of this 4369-nucleotide messenger RNA. The record is from RefSeq and is a predicted model, not a curated record. Lineage: Eukaryota; Metazoa; Arthropoda; Insecta; Lepidoptera; Noctuidae.